AUGUGCGAUAGUGGCAUCCCGUUCCCAGGCGGCUACUGCGUCAAGUACCUCGGUGGCGGUGCAGGCCUACGCGGUGUGUCCGCGAGUGGCGCUCGUGGUAACCUGUCGGGUGAGUCGAUAAGCAUCCUUGCGCCGCGACCGAGAUUCGACGCGAAGCGACUGUUGCUCGCGAGUGGCGUCAUAGGCGCCUCUCCUCCAUCUUCUGCGGUGAGUCUCCUCUCGAGCUUUGUCUGUGACUUUUCAAGCUACUCCAGGCUUCCUAUGAUGCCGCGCAUGGGUGCCAGGAGCUCGGACGCGUUGUCGUUCUUGGCGGCAAGGCGUGCUCGUCAAGAACUCACGAUCAAAGUGGCAGGUGCCAAUGCAAACGUGACCGCCAUGUGCUUCCCACUGACGUCUUCCUUUCAAACACCUCUCCUCGUCGGUACCGCCGCUCCCCUUGGCGCUGGCAGCGCCUUCGUCAGAAUGUCCACCGGUUUUGAAUACACGGCUGUUAAGCCGAUAGGCUGUCUGACGCAGUAG
Molecule: messenger RNA, 519 nt
Organism: Phytophthora infestans T30-4
Lineage: Eukaryota; Oomycota; Peronosporomycetes; Peronosporales; Peronosporaceae
Exons: 3
Coding region: 1-519 (172 amino acids)
Source: RefSeq, a predicted model, not a curated record